AUGACUCUAUCUUGCGGCGCGACGUGGAUGGCGGUGCCUCUGCGUGCGUUGUGCGGCGGGCUUUUCCUCUCCAUGUCUUUGCCCUUUUGUGUGUGGGAAGGUUGUGGGAGAGGAUAUGUGCGGGGGAGUGAGUGUGGGUGGCUUCCUGCCUUGCCCCGCGCAUUGGGGCCUUCCAUACACGUGGCUUUGCUUGACGGCGUUUCGCGGCACCCAGGGUGUAGCGAGGAGGAGGAUGGGGAGGGUCUGUUGUGGGCGGAAGGAGGAUGGACAGGACAGUCCCCUUCUGUAUCCUUCCCCGUGUCGUUGGUAGUACGUACUGAGAGCAUAAAUUUGAGCGAGCGCGGGAUGAAACGUUUAUGCCGCUUUUCGUGUGCUACUCAAUCGUCGUCGUUGCACGCUGUCGUCGCGGUGCCGUUUGAUGAGGGGAGGGUGCGAUGCCACGGCCGCUGCGCACCACAACUAUUUAUUGACACUGCCUCGGCAUUCCUUUUUUCAGUUUGUGUGAAUUUUUUUGCUUUACGAUGGAUUUGUUGGAGGAGCUUUGGUUUUGGUGGCUGCUUCACGACGCUUUGCCUUGUGUGUCGGUUGCGGUUUUUCCGCGUGAUGCCAAAGCGUUUGAUGGGGUGCUUACCCUUCUUUUUGAGUCCUGCAGCCAGCCUUUUUGCUCAUGGCGGCAGCAAUGGGAUUUUGCGGCUGCGUGUUCGUCGCACGUGUCGCAUCUCCCGCUGUUGCUCCCUUGCUGUGUUGGUGGGGAGUGAACGGGUGACGGCGUCGGUGGAGUUGCGCCCCAGUGGGAGAGGGAAGGCACCGACCGCUGCUGAGUGCGACAGUCUUUGCUGCAGGUGA
Messenger RNA from Trypanosoma cruzi, 846 nucleotides. RefSeq lists its product as uncharacterized. Bases 1 to 846 code for a protein of 281 amino acids. The transcript has a single exon. The record is from RefSeq and is a predicted model, not a curated record. Lineage: Eukaryota; Euglenozoa; Kinetoplastea; Trypanosomatida; Trypanosomatidae.